UUGAAUAUAAUAUCGUUAGUUAUUUCGUUUUAAUUUGCGAAUCGCAUAUUGCGGUAUACCCGAGGUAUACCAUUAUAAUGUUCGAACCACAAGAAAUUCGAUCUGAACACAAAGAUGUUAUUCAUGAUGUUUCGUAUGACUAUUAUGGACAGCGUAUAGCAACAUGUUCAAGCGAUCAAACUGUCAAGAUUUGGGAUCAUAAUGAAAAAGGUGUUUGGAUAGUGUCAUCGAGCUGGAAAGCGCAUUCAGGUUCAGUGUGGCGUUUAUCGUGGGCCCAUCCUGAAUUUGGAACAGUAUUGGCCACAUGUUCGUUUGAUCGGACAGUUUCUGUAUGGGAAGAAACAAUUGGUGAGAAACCAACACCAACGAUGACUCCAGUUAAAAGAUGGGUUCGUCGCACAAGUUUAGUUGAUUCUAGAACAAGUGUUACUGAUUGUAAAUUUGGGCCCAAAUCUCAAGGUCUUAUACUGGCAACCUGUUCUGCAGAUGGAAUUAUUCGAAUCUAUGAAGCACCAGAUAUCAUGAAUCUUUCGCAAUGGACCUUAGCUUACGAUGUUGCAUGCAAAAUGCCACUAAGUUGUUUAACAUGGAAUUAUUCUAUGUUCCGCAUACAAGCUCCGAUGAUAGCGGCUGGUAGCGAUGAGAUUCAAACUAUUGGCGGAAACAAUUCACGAGUCUUUCUGUUCGAGUACAGCGUGGUUGGAAACGGAAAAUGGACCAAAACUGAGUCAUUAAAUGUUUAUGAUCCUGUGCACGAUAUUGCUUUUUCUCCCAAUGUUGGACGAUCUUACCAUAUUUUGGCCAUUGCAUCUAAAGAUCUUCAUAUUUAUAGUAUCUCACCAUCGACGUAAGUAUUUCAUCAUAUUUACUCAUACAUGUGC
This is a messenger RNA of Contarinia nasturtii (swede midge), 881 nucleotides long. It is a transcript of the gene Nup44A, whose product is annotated as nucleoporin seh1. The record is from RefSeq and is a predicted model, not a curated record. The transcript is spliced from 6 exons. Gene Ontology annotation, biological process: positive regulation of TORC1 signaling; cellular response to amino acid starvation. The coding region runs from base 78 to 851 and encodes 257 amino acids. Gene Ontology annotation, molecular function: structural molecule activity; protein binding. Gene Ontology annotation, cellular component: Seh1-associated complex; nuclear pore outer ring. Lineage: Eukaryota; Metazoa; Arthropoda; Insecta; Diptera; Cecidomyiidae.